This is a messenger RNA of Argiope bruennichi, 483 nucleotides long. RefSeq lists its product as uncharacterized. Lineage: Eukaryota; Metazoa; Arthropoda; Arachnida; Araneae; Araneidae. The transcript has a single exon. Bases 1 to 483 code for a protein of 160 amino acids. The record is from RefSeq and is a predicted model, not a curated record.
AUGUGUGAAUGCUUUCCCCAAGACUAUAAACGACCUUCGAUAUGGGUUGCUUCUAUGCGAGGGAAUGUCCCACCUCAUGCCGUCGUGGGAGGUGAGGCUUUUGGGAAUGUUCUAUACGUCUGUCGUGUUAACCACUUCGGCGCAGUCCUCAUCGGCAAACUAUUGCCCUGCAACGGAUGCUGUUACAUUGGCUGGAAAGGAUGCGAGUUCGCAUACUAUGAAUACGAAGUCUUGUGCAAUCCAGAAAACACGAAGUUGUCUUGGGAAUGGUACUGUGGCAAGGGGGAGUUGCCUAAGGGAGCUCUGCAAGGGGGUUGCUCGGCAGAAGGAGAGUGUCUUUACAUCGGAAGAAAGUGGCACGAAGGUACAGUUGGUAUUGGAACUGUUGUGCCCAGUCAAAGGCGGAUGUAUGCUUCGUUCUGGGGCACGGUGUACUCUUACUGUGAAUUUGAAAUAUUAACUUGCACUUUGAUUAAUUUCUAG